Molecule: messenger RNA, 243 nt
Organism: Phialemonium atrogriseum
Lineage: Eukaryota; Fungi; Ascomycota; Sordariomycetes; Cephalothecales; Cephalothecaceae
Product: cytochrome c oxidase biogenesis protein Cmc1-like protein
Exons: 2
Coding region: 1-243 (80 amino acids)
Cellular component (GO): mitochondrion
Source: RefSeq, a predicted model, not a curated record
AUGCACCCCCAUCUGCAUACAAAGUACAAUGCAGGCUGCGAAGAGCUCAUGACAGCCCUCGAGGAUUGCCACGCGCGAGGGUUCCUGUGGAAGUCGAUGGGCAUGUGCAACAAUACGAAGAAGCAGCUGAGCCAGUGCCUCAGGGCUGAGCGGUCGAAGCACCAGGACGCGAAUCGCAAUGGCUCAUCAGACAAGAAGCACCGAAUCAGGCAAAUGUGGAAGGAGAUCGACGAGAACUCGUAG